CGCAGUCAGUCAUUCAACGAAGCUGGUCGCGUUAACAUCGCAAAUUACAAAACAAAAAAUAAUCUCCUCUCCUCUUGAUACAAUUAAUUAGAACGCGAAUCUCCCACCAUCAGAGAACGAGGAAGUAACUAGAGCUAUAACUUUCUUCCCGUAUCACAGUUCGUUCUUAUCAGUUCGGGUGAAGAAAUUCAGUUAAGAAGAAGUCGUUUGCGUGCAUCGUGUCUGAACUUUUGACCGAAAUUUACUUGUGACGUUGUUAUAUGUGAGUUGCAGAAGUUGUCGAUUAAGCGAUAGAAGAUUAGAACUCUACAAGGGGUGAACUUGAUCCACUGACAAGGCGCCGUGAGCAGGCAAGUUACGUUCCUAAUCCGGGCAGUGUAUGUGACCGCAGAAAGUGUGACGUUUCGAGCGAAGAGUUGUGUGAAAUUUCGGCCGUGGUGAAUGCGUGACAGACAGGCAGGAUGCAUUUGUCAAACGGAACGGGACUGCUGUUUCCUACGUUGAUGUACCUGGCCAACUACAAGGAGAACGAGAGUCUAGUGACGCGGAAUCCGGCCAUGAACGAGGAGUACCGAGCAGACCCCAACAACAUAGUGUGCUACGGAGUCUAUGGAUGCUUUCCGAUCACCCCGCCGUGGACGGACGAGCGCCGGCCCAUAGCCCUGUAUCCGGAAAACCCUGCCAAGAUCAACGUUCGCUUUCCGGUGUUCAACCAAUUCGCCCGGUCCUAUCCCAAGUUCAUCAACCUGGACGAUCCGGACUACCUGCACGAAGUGGGCAUCAACCCGGCCGGAAAGAUCUACAUCAUCACCCACGGCUUCCUGCAGACGGGCAGUGCCAAGUGGAUCGAGCGGAUGAUCAACCUGAUUCUGGAUCAGGACACUGACGGUACGGCCACCUGUAUUGUGAUAGACUGGGGUGGUGGUUCAAGCCCACCGUACAAUCAGGCCAGUGCCAACAUUCGGCUGGUCGGAGCGAUCGCGGCGCACAUGAUCUUCUUGAUUGCGGAAGAAUUCCGGUUCAAAAACCUGGACAACGUACACAUGAUCGGCCAUUCGUUGGGAGCGCACCUUUCCGGCUACACCGGAUACUACCUGCAGAAGGACUUUGGUCUGAUGCUCGGUCGCAUCACCGGAAUGGAUCCGGCGGAGCUGGCAUUCACCGAAACGAAUCCGAUUGUCCGGUUGGACACUACGGAUGCCAAGUUCGUCGACAUCGUUCACAGCGAUGCGACGCCGUUCGUGCCGAAGAUCGGGUUAGGAUUGUAUGAGCCGAUCGGACAUUUGGAUUUCUACCCGAACGGAGGUUUUAAACAACCCGGUUGCGAUCAGACUCUGUGGAAGCGGAAGGACGGUUCAUUUAUAUCCAGCAUGUAUCAGUUCUUCAGCUGCAGUCACGUUCGAUCGGUGGACUUUUUUGUCGAGAGCAUCCGCACCAAGUGUCCGUACACGGCGAUUGUUUGCGAAAGCUACGAGAAGUUCUUGGCUGGCGAUUGUUUCGAUUGUGAUCGGGAUGGGCAUCUGUGUUUCCGGUUUGGAUUCCACAGCUACAACAGCUAUCGGAGUUUGAGGGAAGCCAAUCAGUUGAUUGGGAAGCAGACCAUUCAGGCGUUCUUCAUUACGGGACCGGGCGAACCGUACUGCAGGACGCACUACAAAGUGUUGAUCAAGAUGUCCGACACGGAGGAGAGUAUUUUGCACGGGGGAGAGAUCGGCCGAUUCCAUCUGAGUAUCUACGGAAGCAAGGGAGAUCACUCGAAUAAGAUGACAUUCACCGAAGAAGCAGAAUUAUACGAACCGGGUCACAACUACACCCGAGUGCUGGCCGGUACCAGCGUUGGUAAGCCCAGAAAGCUGACGGUCGGCUGGGAGUACAACACCAGUUUCCUGAAUCCGUUGACGUGGCGAAUCUUGAGUUCACCCCGUGUCUACGUCGAGUACAUCGUCCUGCAGUCGUUGGAGUACCGAAGUAAGAUCCGACUUUGCCCGAACUACAACAUGCCAGUCACGAGCAACGUGGACAGUAUGUUUACGCAGGACAACUGCCGCUACUAUCCGGAACCGUUGGAAACCGUGCUCAGUUGAGCAGUUUCGAUUGUCAAGGCCUCUGAGCCACUCGCACCGCAUCAAUGCAACUUUACCAGUAAACUAGACUACUCUUAGAAAAUAGCACUAGAAUAUUUAACAUUGUAAGCAUCCCAUGUAUUAUUAUAACGUACGUCAAUCAA
Messenger RNA from Ochlerotatus camptorhynchus, 2227 nucleotides. Its product is annotated as pancreatic lipase-related protein 2-like. Gene Ontology annotation, molecular function: protein binding; triacylglycerol lipase activity. The transcript has 4 exons. Gene Ontology annotation, biological process: lipid catabolic process. Bases 462 to 2084 code for a protein of 540 amino acids. NCBI's taxonomy places the organism in Eukaryota, Metazoa, Arthropoda, Insecta, Diptera, Culicidae. The record is from RefSeq and is a predicted model, not a curated record.